ACUCCAGAAUCUUUUCCACGAAAGAACCAUCCCAAUUUUAUUUAUUGUAUUUAAACCCUCAAGCUCAAUUUUCGAUUAUUUCUAAGAUACCCCUUAACAAGCACAGGUCAUCCAGAUUCGUGGAACAAUAUAUUCAUUUCAAAUCAUAAUCCAAAAAUACUUAUUUACAACUCAUGAGAUAGCUUUGCUCCACAGGCCGUUCCCCUCGACCCUCUGUCUUUCUUUUCCUUUAAAGGGCUCUCACCCCCCGGAAAGGAAUCAUUUUUUGAGUGCGUUGGUUAGAAUCACACGACCAUUGUCAUAAUGGGAAAUACACCCUCUACCAACACGAGGCCAACUGCUUCCACACCUCAUUCGCAUUCUCCCGCGCCUUCGAGCAACAGUAAUGACUCGUCAAGAACAUCCUCAGCUCGCAGAGAUCCAAGAAAUUUGAUACACACGCAUAGGACUGCUGCGAGAGCAGAACCUUCUCUUGCACAGGCUCACGGAUCGAAUGUCACACACCGCCCGCGCAAUUCCCAAUCACACCCUGCUGCACAAUUCAAUAAUACUUUGCCGAAUUCGGGAGUGAAUACACCUUCGGCGCAUGACAGAGAACCACAAGCAGGCCUGCAAUCACAUAGACAUGAACCAGAGACAGAAAAGAUCGCCGUGAGGGAUCAGCCCACCAAGCCAGUUGAUGUUCCCAUGCCAUCCUCCAAUUACGACACUGCAACGUCCAGAUCCCAUUCACAUUCCCUAUCGAGCCCCCAAGCCACAUCUGUCGACCCUUCUGGUCCCCCCAUUCAAGAUAUGUCGUAUCAUCUUUCGCGACCUCCGAGGCUUCCACUGCCAAUCGAGGAGGAAGUGCACACCCCAGGGUCGCCUCUAGUCACACCGGCUGAUUCGAUCGCCCCAGCUAUAGAUAUAGAUGCUCUGGACAAUGAACCACCACUUGCAAGACGGAAUUCGGCAUUGAGUAGUACGACAAUAGACGAAGAGGACGCCGAGGAAAUUCAAAUCGAUCGGACCAAGGCAACGGUGCCAACCUUAUUCGAGUGGAGAGAAGGUGGAGAGAAAGUUUAUGUAACUGGAACCAUAUUUCAGUGGAAUAAGAAGCAAAGAUUGAGUGCAGUGGAAGGAGAGCCGGGACUUUUGAAAGCGAUAAUUCAUGUACGACCCGGCACUCACCACGUUCGAUUUAUUCAAGAUGGCAUUAUGAAAUGCUCAGCACUUCUUCCAACCACCGUCGAUUUUGGCAACAAUCUAGUCAAUUACAUCGAAGUCAGCGCCGAUGACCUGCCUACCGAUGAGGGUUCUGUAAAUAUACCUAGCGAACCAAUUGGAGGUUCGGAAACCAAGCCUGAAAUCACCCAGCCCGAGCCAGUGCCUGCAGAAGAGAGGACGAAGCCGAAGCCAGUCUCCAAGAUGAAGCGCGCAAUCUCCCAGAGUCAAUUUACUUCAGAGAUUCCACAAUACCUCAUAGAUAUGGAUAAACCCGAAGACUCCAGGGAAUACCGGUACGCAAUUGCUGCUAUAGACAAAUUGCCUCCUCCACCUACUCUCCCAGGAUUUUUGGGAAAACCUAUCUUGAAUGCCAAUGCACCGAUGAAGGAUGAUAAUAGUGUUCUCAUUAUGCCUAACCAUACUGUUCUCAAUCAUCUAGCUACGAGCAGCAUUAAGAACAAUGUUCUUGCUGUUUCUGCCACUACGAGAUAUAAGCGAAAGUAUGUCACAACAAUCAUGUAUAAGCCUACAGCGGAGGAGUAAGAAUAAGAAUAACAAACAGCAAUGCGAGAUGUUAUAGUCUAUGAAUAGUGAACCUGGUGGACCUGGAUAUCAACGAAACUCAUACCUGCAUCGAGUAAAUAAUAAUUUGAGCAGAUCAGCUUGCUUCGCAUGAUUUCUCAACGGCAAACUACAUGCAGAAUAUUCCAAUAAGAAAUUCAACCACAAAU
This is a messenger RNA of Botrytis deweyae, 1937 nucleotides long. RefSeq lists its product as uncharacterized. The record is from RefSeq and is a predicted model, not a curated record. Gene Ontology annotation, cellular component: nucleus; nucleotide-activated protein kinase complex; cytoplasm. The transcript is spliced from 3 exons. NCBI's taxonomy places the organism in Eukaryota, Fungi, Ascomycota, Leotiomycetes, Helotiales, Sclerotiniaceae. Gene Ontology annotation, biological process: signal transduction. Gene Ontology annotation, molecular function: protein kinase binding. Bases 304 to 1749 code for a protein of 481 amino acids.